AUGUCCAACACCGUCGAGUCAAAAUCUAGGUGCUGCGUUUAUACAGGUAAUUUGGAGGAGCGAGUGAGUGAAAGAGCUGUGUACGAUAUAUUAAUUCAGGCAGGGAGGGUGGUUGACCUGCACAUUCCUCGGGACAAAGAAACCGACAGACCUAAAGGUUAUGCAUUUGCAGAAUACGAGUCCAAGGAGAUUGCUGAGUACGCUGUUAGGCUCUUCGCUAGUCUUGUCAUUCUCUACAACCGGACACUCAAGUUUUCUAUCUCUGGCCAACACAAGAAGCCCUUGCAUGCUGUUGAUUUUGUGACGACAACCAUAUCCAAUUUUUCUCACACACGCAAAUUGAGCUACUCUUCUCCUGUUUGUAACUCUAGGUCAAGCCGGUGCGAGACGAGCACCACAAUUCUGUCUCAAUUUCACAAUCUGCAUGGCUCGACAUAUGAUGUAUUUUCUCAUAAAAGACUUCGGUGUAAUUAG
Messenger RNA from Pyrus x bretschneideri (Chinese white pear), 474 nucleotides. RefSeq names its product splicing factor 3B subunit 4. NCBI's taxonomy places the organism in Eukaryota, Viridiplantae, Streptophyta, Magnoliopsida, Rosales, Rosaceae. Bases 1 to 474 code for a protein of 157 amino acids. Gene Ontology annotation, molecular function: RNA binding. The record is from RefSeq and is a predicted model, not a curated record. The transcript has a single exon.